Molecule: messenger RNA, 3046 nt
Organism: Hylaeus volcanicus
Lineage: Eukaryota; Metazoa; Arthropoda; Insecta; Hymenoptera; Colletidae
Product: glucose-6-phosphate 1-dehydrogenase-like
Exons: 17
Coding region: 120-2759 (879 amino acids)
Biological process (GO): glucose metabolic process; pentose-phosphate shunt, oxidative branch
Molecular function (GO): NADP binding; glucose-6-phosphate dehydrogenase activity
Source: RefSeq, a predicted model, not a curated record
GUAGACAACCAGCAUUUAUUGGAGCACCGGACUCUACAGCGCAUGUAGUCCUAUCUACAGACAAUUUUUUAAACAUAAAAUAAGAGGGUCAAAUUUUUAGUAAAAAUUUAUAAAUAAAUAUGAAAUCAGAUAAGAGUACUGCACAAAUUGAGGAAAGUAACGAAAAAAUUCGUACUUUAACAAGUGAGACGAAUGAUGAAGCGGAUAUCACGAAAGUCUGUGUGAAUCAUAUAAGGACGUCAUCUUACCAUAUUCCGCACAGUAAGCCGCGGGUGGUGUUAAUCAAUCUUCCAAGAGUGACGUAUAUUGGAUCAAAACACGAGAAUUUUUUCGUUUUUGAAGCGUCGAGAAAGCUAUUAUGUUGCAUUGUAACAGCUUUAAAAGAAAAGAAAAAAUGCGAAAAGAUUCUUAUUGGUUUAUCAGGUGGCUCAACACCCAAAAAAAUAUUUUCUGUCCUAUCAUCCUUGUGCUGCGAAACUGCUGGUAACAUUUUAACAUCACCAAGAAAAGGGAAAAGAGAAGAUUCCUGUGCUUUGAUUUCGGACAAUGUGGAUGUUGGAUCUACUGUUGAAUGGGACCGCGUUAUUUUUUUUUUAGUAGACGAGCGUUAUGUUUCAUGUGGUCACGAAGAUUCUAAUCAAAAAAUGAUUCGAACCACUCUACUUUCUAGUAAUAUGAUUAAAGUUCCCGAAGAAAAUCUUAUUUUUCCUAAUACAUCAUUACCUAUCGAAGAAUGCGUCCAAGAUUAUAAUAAACGUCUUUCAGAUGUGAUAGCAACCUUUGGAAAUCCUUAUGCUAUUACCUUGGGUCUAGGAGAUGAUGGACAUCUCGCUAGUUGGUUUCCACCCUUAAGUAAAGAAGAUAUUAGACAAGCAUAUAGUAAACAAUCUUUGGUGUUUCAUGUUAAACAAAAUCGGUUUGCUGUAAAAGAUCGUAUCACUAUAUCACUACAACUUAUAUGUAAUUCUUACCAAAAAUUUUUUUUUCUUUAUGGUCAAAAUAAGGUCGACAAAUGGAACCAGCUAAUUAACCUACUACCACAAAAUUCAGAGCAACAUAGUGAAUCAUCUGUGCUACAAGAAGAGCCACUUCUACAGGUGAUUCAAUCUCCUUGGGUUUCAGUUAUAAGCUGCCCGCCUGUCCAUCCAGGUUUUUUAUCAUUGGAAACAAAACAUGAACAUAACUACCACUUGACUAUUGUUGUUUUUGGUGCCUCUGGUGAUUUAGCGACACGGAAAGUAAUACCUGCACUUUUUUCUUUAUAUUGCGAUGGUUACUUGCCCGAAAAUUUCUCAGUCAUAGGUUAUGCUAGAUCCCAACUGUGUCAAGAAGAAUUAUGGAAAAAAUUAGAACCUCAUUUGUUGCAUAUAGAUACUUUCUUUAAAGAAGCACCUAGAUAUCAAGAAGCAGCACUAAGAAAUCCUUGUUUUGGAUUUUUAAACUAUUUCAAGUCAAGACUUUAUUAUAUUUCAGGCCAGUACGACAAUGACAAAGACUUUGUGAGGCUUCGCCAUACUAUAAAAUAUGUGGAGGAUUGUCACACUUGUCAGCGUAACGGAGCCUCAGAGACUAUGAACGACGUUUUAUCGGAAGACGCACGUAUCGACUCCAAUUUACAGUACAAUCGUUUGUUUUAUUUAGCUCUUCCCCCACAAUCUUUUCUUGAUGUCAUUUCAAACACGCAUAAAAACUGUUGGUCAACAACAGGAUGGAAUAGAGUAGUUCUUGAAAAGCCGUUUGGGCGUGAUUUGCCUACAGCGGAAAAAUUAGCAAAACGUUUGUUAAAUUAUCUAUUAGAAGAAGAGACGUAUCGAAUGGACCAUUAUUUAGGAAAAGAAAUGGUUCAAAACCUUUAUGUUUUUAAUUUCGCUAAUAAUCUAUUCUUACCACUAAUGUCGUCCACCUAUGUUUCCGCAGUACGAAUAACUUUUAAGGAGACACUCGGCGUGGAGAAACGAGGGGGAUAUUUUGAUACUUAUGGUAUUAUUCGCGAUAUUCUUCAAAAUCAUUUAUUACAACUUCUUACUAUACUUGGAAUGGAAACACCGGUCUCGUUGAGUGACACGGAUAUUCGCAACGAGAAAGUUAAAGUGUUGCGACGCAUUGCACCUUUAGAAAUGCAAAAUCUCGUUAUCGGACAAUAUACGCAAUCACAAGACGGGUCGAUACCUGGUUAUUUAGAUGACUCCACUGUUCCUAAGGAUUCUUUGUGCCCUACAUUCUGUACUGCCGUUCUUUACAUUAAUAAUCAACGGUGGGAGGGUGUACCAUUUAUUUUGAAAGCAGGAAAGGCUUUAGAACAACGGUUAGCUGAAAUUCGAAUACAACUGCGACCUGUCGCGGGUAACAUUUUCGGAUCAAAUUGCCCUCCGAAUGAAAUUGUUAUCCAAGUACAACCGUCGGAAAAAUUGUAUAUGAGGAUUCUUUCUAAAAAACCCGGCCUUGAUGAUUCGUUGGAGCAAAUUGAUCUCGAUUUCACGCUAUCUUCUCGUUUUGAUUCAGACCGAAUCCCUGAUGCUUACGAAAAACUUAUUCUGGAUGUUAUUAAAGGAGACCAACAAAAUUUUGUUCGUACGGAUGAAUUGUUGGAAUCAUGGAGAAUUUUAACACCUUGUUUACAUUAUCUUGAACAGAAAAAGAUUCGUCCGAUACCUUAUCCAGCACGAUCUCGUGGACCGCAAGAAGCGUAUAAUCUUAUAGUGAAAAAAGGAUAUAAGCCUGCCAAACACUUUAGUUACUCACAUAAUUCAUCUCUUUAAUCGUUUCAAGAACAAGCAAUGUUUUCUAUUUUAUAGUUUAAAAAAAAAGUACAGCAUCCUGUCAGAUAAACCUUUAUUCUUUUCUAUUGAUAAAAAAGCUAAACUGUUCUUAAAAAUAAAUUAUUCAUUCAAUAUAUUAAACUAAAAAAAACGUUUUUUAUUGUUGGACGUGUACUACCUCACCUUUAUCACUAAACGUUAUAUAUUAAUGAUAUAAAGAUUAAAUUAAACUCGAACAUUCCAUCGAAAAAUCUUCAUGUUUAAAUGCCUUAUUUAGUAUUGUUCUU